Messenger RNA from Schistosoma curassoni, 3873 nucleotides. The record is from the annotation of a GenBank genome assembly. NCBI's taxonomy places the organism in Eukaryota, Metazoa, Platyhelminthes, Trematoda, Strigeidida, Schistosomatidae.
AUGGUUCAUUCAGAUUUUUGUCUAAAAGCUGGUAAACAUUUGGACGAAAAUAUGCAUACUGUUGAUCAAUAUUUAUCGUUUGAACAAACUUUUAAAUGGAAAUUAAUGAUAUUUAUUCACCUCAUUUACACAUCAUCAUGCUAUUCAUCGAAUUCCAUUACAAUGAAACGUCCAUCAACAGAUUCUUUUCAUCCAUUACCUGAGAAAUAUAUUGACCUAUUAAGUCCAAUCAAGGUUGAUCAUGAUUAUCUUCACUUCAAUCCAGGCACAACAUCUGGAACAGAUUGUAAUCAAUGGGAAAACCGGACCUUACAAACUUCCAGUCCUACUGAAACGCUGCAAUUGGACCACAAUGGCCAAAAUGAUAUAUCUUUGUCCCACACACCAUUAUUGCCAGUCAGCUUUUUGGUUGAAAUGAUACCAUAUCCAAGAUCAUAUCCUGGACGAUCAUUUUUCUUCAGUCGUCUAGAUAACUUGAAUCGUAUACGUUUGGCUAUCGGAUUAAACCAAUGGGGUAAAACUGGUGAAUCUAUGGAAUUAUGGAUACAUCAUGAAUUAUUUUAUAGUCUGGAACCAACUCCAAAAAUUUCCACGUAUUAUAUUGGGUCAGGUUUAGUAAAUCAUGCCGGUCUUGUAAUAGUACCUUUACCGAAUUAUCAGUUCAAUACUAACAAACUUAUUACAUUAAUUAUUGAAGGUCUUAUGAAACGAAUGAAAAUGUUUUUUACUGAAUAUGGAGCUCGAAAAUAUUGUUCCGAUGAUAGUAAUUUCAAACUAUGCAAAAGUAGUUUAAAUGAACAACAUAUCCGAAAAGAAUGGCAGAAAUUAAAUCCUUUUAACCAGUCAGAUCAUACAGUUCAAUUAAAUAAUAAUGAACAGAUCAGUGGUAAAAUCAAUCAACAAUUAAACAAUAAUAUCUAUAAUAGAACAAAACAAUCAUUUAACAAUAACAGUGAUGUAACCGUAAAAAAUCGAAUGAAAUCAAAUAGAUGUAAUCAAAAUAUUCAUGAAGAUAAUUGUACUAAAUUAAAUUUGAAUAAGUCGGUGAAUAAUGUGUCAAGUGAACAACCAGCAUCGACGAGUGAACGUCAGACCGGAGACAAUGAGACCAGAGACACUUCAGGAGACUCUGACUCCAUCAGUCACAUGGGUGUUGGUGUUGGUGUCGGUGCCAGUGAGGAGAAUCUUCUCGACACACAGGUGUCAAGUGAACAACCAGCAUCGACGAGUGAACGUCAGACCGGAGACAAUGAGACCAGAGACACUUCAGGAGACUCUGACUCCAUCAGUCACAUGGGUGUUGGUGUUGGUGUCGGUGCCAGUGAGGAGAAUCUUCUCGACACACAGGUGUCAAGUGAACAACCAGCAUCGACGAGUGAACGUCAGACCGGAGACAAUGAGACCAGAGACACUUCAGGAGACUCUGACUCCAUCAGUCACAUGGGUGUUGGUGUUGGUGUCGGUGCCAGUGAGGAGAAUCUUCUCGACACACAGGUGUCGAGUGAACAACCAGCAUCGACGAGUGAACGUCAGACCGGAGACAAUGAGACCAGAGACACUUCAGGAGACUCUGACUCCAUCAGUCACAUGGGUGUUGGUGUUGGUGUCGGUGCCAGUGAGGAGAAUCUUCUCGACACACAGGUGUCAAGUGAACAACCAGCAUCGACGAGUGAACGUCAGACCGGAGACAAUGAGACCAGAGACACUUCAGGAGACUCUGACUCCAUCAGUCACAUGGGUGUUGGUGUUGGUGUCGGUGCCAGUGAGGAGAAUCUUCUCGACACACAGAUGUAUAAACCGACGGAUGAAAUGGAUCAGACAUCUGAUGACUUGUACCUGGGACUGGUUAAACAUAAAGUAGAAAAACAGUCUCAUGAUAGGAAUGCAACGUAUAUAACAUUUGAAGAAGUCUCAGGAACCUAUCGAAUGAAUAGAAGAGCUGAUUAUAAUUAUACCAUAAAUUCUCCAUUCGACGAAGUCAUGGUCCAUAUUGGACAGAAAGGAGACAUUGGACCACAGGGUCCAGCUGGUCCAGUGGGCUCUACGGGUUAUUGUCCAGAAACAAUAUGUCCAUCAAUUGAUAUGAAUUCAUUGAAAGGUGUUCAAGGUGAGACUGGAUCAAGUGAAUGGUGUAAUAGUUCAUGUAAAACUAUUGAUGGAAUUAUUGGAUUAAAAGGAAUAAAGGGUCUGAAAGGUGAUAUGGGAGAUACUCUAAUAUUAUCAUUUUCAAAAGCCUUACAACUAAUUAAAUACACUAUAAACAUUACAUCAUCAAAUUAUUUUCCCAAAGGUCAAAAAGGAGAUAAAGGUGAAGUGAUUCAGAGAAAAUUCAUUCAGAGAAGAAUAUCUUCACAGAAUAAUGGAAAUUUUCAUCGACGCAAACGGGGACAACAACAAGAUUAUGACCAUUUAACUUCUCGAAUUCAUCCUUUACAAGAAAAUAAAAAACAUGUAAAGCAUCCUUUGAAUCAAUCAACACAUGAUUCAAGUAUCUUAUUCACUGGAUCAAAUUUCGCAAAUUUAGAAAAACAAAAAAUUUUAGGUGUUAAAAUACUUCAUAAUCCUAAUGAAUUCAAAACUAUUGGUUCAAUUCUACCAGUUGGUGCAUUAGUUGUUACUGAAUUCUUCAAUUAUGAAGUAUUAUCAUUUGCAAAUGAUAAUCAAUCAUCUAAAUGGGAUUUAAAUAAAAAAUUUCAAUUGGAUCAACUUAGUUCAUUGGGUUUAUUUAUGAAAAUUGAAAAUAUUCAUAAUACAUGGAAAAGAAUACACGUUAAAUUCGGACAAGAAGUAACACUUGGUCAACAUGAUCCUAAUUUACAAAUCUACAACAGUUCAUCUCCCAAAGAACCUUCAUCUAAAACUUAUACCCCCAGAUAUAGAGAAAAAAUAGUAUUUGCAUUUCAUCCUGUUCCUUUGACUGGAGGAUCAUUUUCAGGAUGGCAUGGAGCCAAUACGAAGUGUCAUGAAACUGCUCUUCAUCAUCUUGGAAUACCUGGUUUUAAAGUACUUCUUGUAGACAGAAAUUUUCCAAUAGAACGUCUUAUCAAAUGGCAAUAUCAACAUGUACCUAUUAUAAAUCUAGGUAGUCAAACUGUAUUUUCGAAAUGGAGAGAUUUCCUAUAUGGUAUUCGUUCGAAUAUAAAUGUACCACUGUACGAUUUAUAUGGUAUGCCUGAUUUACAACUUCAUUCUAAAAACUUCUGGCUUGGAGGUGGUAUUACUUUUGGAUGUGAUGGAUGGACAACAAAUUCAUCAACAAAAUUUGGUCUUACAUGGUCAUUUGAUCAUAGAAUAGGUCAAGUGAAAAUCAACUAUGCAAAAUGUGAUUCAAUCAAUUAUUUAAUGUGUUAUAAACUUGUGAAAUCUACAUUAGCUUAGUGCUUUAGCUUAACAAUAAUAUUUAUGAUCAUUAUUUUAUUAAACUAUAAACACAUCUACUAGAAUUACUUAAUUUAAUCAACCAGUUAAUUUUUCAUGUAAAGUAAAUGGAAGCUGAAAUUGUCUUACUUUCAAGAUUUUGAAACAAAAAAUACAAUCUACUUUAUUGUAAUUGAGUAGUAUACAUUUAGAGAUAAAUUUUGAUGCUGAUGUUGAAGCGUACCAUUGGAUUACCGGAUAAAUGAAUUUGUCGAAAACUUUAAAUCGGUCACUAAAUUACACCAUUUUAAAAAAAACUGCAAACAAGAACAGCGAAAAGCAUGAAAGAAGAAAUGGAACUACGUAAAAAACGCCAUAUGUAGAGUAAAUAUAGACCGAUUGCUGGUUAAGUGGAAUUGAACAAGUGACCGAUUUUUCAAAGUACUAGUUGAAAAAGACAAUUUUAUUGCAACCAAAUUGAGAUCGUGUAUAAGUUUGUUUCACCAUUACUCAACU